Anthostomella pinea is the source of this 1317-nucleotide messenger RNA. Lineage: Eukaryota; Fungi; Ascomycota; Sordariomycetes; Xylariales; Xylariaceae. The record is from the annotation of a GenBank genome assembly.
AUGCAGUCAAGUUCAACGGGCCAGGCCCAGGCCCAGGGCCAGAACGGCGCCGCCAACAAACACCGCGCUUGCGAUGAAUGCCGGACGCGGAAGCUGGCCUGCACCAAAGAGCCCGACGGCUGCUCUCGGUGUAAGCGCGAGGGCAUCGCCUGCCACUACUCGCCCCAGAAGCCCAUGGGCCGGCCCCGGAAACGACUGCGAGACGAAGAGCACGACACGCCAGACGUUGUGGCGACGAACAAAUCUCCCAUGGCCGAGGUCCCUCCGGACACAAUGGAUGUCGGGCUGGAAUUCAUCAACCUGCUAAUGGGGGAGGAUGUCGACUUUGGGGCACAGAUGCAUACGGAUACUACAACGGACGAUUCGCAACAGCCGAGAGGCGAGUCGUGGAACUUUGGCUUCACAGGAAAUGCUUUCGGAGACGUCAAUUUCGAUCCGAUGCCGGCAAAUCAUACACAGUCGUUCUCGCCGUCGAACAUCGACCCGGCCCUGUUCGUCGCCCCAUCGGCAGAGGCGCCGCCAGCGGACCCGGUUCCGGCUCUGUCGCCCAACUCCGCCAGUACCCCUCAGAGCAACGCGAGCAACUACACUACGCCUGCGCAAAAGUGUGCCUGCACCGCGAGCCUUUACCUCGCGCUCGACUCGAUGCAAAAGCUUUCCACAGAGGUCGAACCGGCCAUCAGACAAGCCAGAAUGGCCGCCAAGACAGCCUACGAAGUAGUCAACUGCCCUGUCUGCUCCUCCACGGUAGAUAAUCCCGGUGCCCCACGGUCUUCUCCGCAGAUGAUGCAGAACUUCCAGAACCUCAUGCUGCUUGCCACGUUGAUCCCCAGCAUCGUGCACGCCUACGAGCGCAUCCUCGCCAUUGUCGACCAAGAAACAAACAGAUCCGUGGCGGAACGCCGCAAGGUAAUAUUCAAACUGGGCGGCCUGGGCGGCAUCUGGGGCAGUCUAGGGGCGGGCGAUCCGUGCGGGACGCGGGCGGCCUUUGGUCAACGCGAAAUGGAGCCCGCCAUGUGGCGACUCACCGUCAGGGCAUUGCUGAAGGUCGACGUCUACGGCAUAUCGGGAGGGUGCCCGACAAACGACAGCUCGGCGUGGCAACGCGACCCGUUCCACCUCGGUCUGAAGGACAUCGUCCUCCUCAUGGAGAACAAGUCAAAGGCCCGGCACGUGCUGAUGGAUGCCAUGAUCGCCGCCGGCGCCUGGCAGCUACCGGAUUGCACGUUUCAACUGAACAAGAAGGACGAGCCGCCGCAGUGCCAGAGGAUCAUUGCGAUCGCCAGAUCGUCGGUGGACCAGCUUGUCAUUGCUUGA